AUGCACAUUCCAGCCUGCCAGGGCUUAAGCUUUCAUCCCAAGCUCUCUUGGAUCCUGGCAAGUCUCCACAACGGCACGAUCCAGCUGUGGGACUACAGGAUCGGUUCCUUGAUUGACAAGUUUGAGGAGCACGAGGGUGGUCCUGUGCGAGGCAUUUGCUUCCACCUCUCGCAGCCACUGUUUGUUUCCGGUGGCGACGACUACAAGAUCAAAGUUUGGAACUACAAGCUCCGAAGAUGUAUUUUCACUCUUCUAGGCCAUCUCGACUAUAUCAGAACGGUCGAGUUCCACGACGAGUACCCGUGGAUUCUUAGUGCAUCAGACGACCAGACCAUCCGAAUUUGGAAUUGGCAGUCGAGAUCUUGUAUCGCAGUCUUGACCGGCCACAAUCACUAUGUGAUGUGCGCACACUUCCACCCCAAGGAGGAUCUCGUAGUCUCCGCCUCCUUGGAUCAGACCGUGAGGGUCUGGGACACUUCGGGGCUGCGAGAUAAAACCGUGGCCAUCGGUUCGUCCAUGGGUGGCAUGGGCGCUCCCGGGAAAGGUGCGAACGACGUCUUCGGCACGUCUGACGCAGUAGUCAAAUAUGUUCUCGAGGGCCACGACCGGGGUGUGAAUUGGGCAUCCUUCCAUCCCACGCUUCCCCUCAUCGUCUCGGGUGCAGACGAUAGGCUGAUCAAGCUGUGGAGGAUGAACGACACGAAAGCUUGGGAGGUGGACACGCUGCGAGGACACUUCAACAAUGUCUCGUGCGUGAUGUUCCAUCCCAAAAAGGAGCUGAUCCUGUCGAACUCCGAGGACAGGACGAUUCGAGUCUGGGACGUGACGAAACGGACCGGCAUCCACACCUUCAGACGCGAGAACGAUCGCUUCUGGAUCAUCACUGCGCAUAGGUCUUCGAAUUUAAUUGCCGUCGGGCAUGAUGCAGGGAUGGUUGUGUUCAAGCUGGACUGCGAGCGACCCCUGGCGCAGUGCCACGGGCACAGCCUCUUCGUCGUGCAGGACCGAGAGGUUCAGGUGGUAGACCUUGACAAGGGCCUCAAGGGUGUGCAGCUUGGGUCCUGUCGAAGAGCUGCCAACGCCAUGACAUCUGGCUUGAAGUCACUGCAGUUCAAUACCUACAACCCAACUGAGACCAACGUCUUAGUCUUCUACACGCAGGAUGGUGGUUGCUAUGACCUUUUCGUGGGAGCUAGCAACAUCACUGCAGACACGAACAUCUCCCCGAAGCAGGGCAAUGCACAGGCAGACAGCUGCCUGCAACAGUUGCUGCUAGCUCUCGUCGCUGAUGGGAUCGGAGGCAUAUGCAUGUAUCUACAUAUGUAUGAAUGCAUCUGUGUAUCGAACAUCUCCACGUGA
Molecule: messenger RNA, 1359 nt
Organism: Symbiodinium sp. CCMP2592
Lineage: Eukaryota; Dinophyceae; Suessiales; Symbiodiniaceae
Source: the annotation of a GenBank genome assembly